This is a messenger RNA of Haplochromis burtoni (Burton's mouthbrooder), 3442 nucleotides long. RefSeq names its product protein phosphatase 1, regulatory subunit 12A (gene ppp1r12a). Gene Ontology annotation, molecular function: phosphatase regulator activity; protein kinase binding; enzyme inhibitor activity. Gene Ontology annotation, cellular component: A band; Z disc; cytoplasm. The transcript is spliced from 27 exons. Gene Ontology annotation, biological process: signal transduction. The record is from RefSeq and is a predicted model, not a curated record. The coding region runs from base 116 to 3301 and encodes 1061 amino acids. NCBI's taxonomy places the organism in Eukaryota, Metazoa, Chordata, Actinopteri, Cichliformes, Cichlidae.
CAGUUCCCCCUCCUCCCCAGCCCUCCCUUCCCACGCCCCACUGCGCUGUGGGAUAGUGGCACUAUAAAGUAUAUCCUCUCUCGGCGAAAGAUAAGAAGCCCGAGACAGGAGGGGGAUGAAGAUGGCGGACGCCAAGCAGAAGCGGAAUGAACAGUUAAAGCGAUGGCUUGGCUCGGAAACGGACCAGGAGCCUCCUGUUUUGAAAAAGAAAAAGACGAAGGUGAAGUUCGAUGAUGGCGCCGUGUUUCUGGCCGCCUGUUCGAGCGGCGAUACCGAGGAGGUGCUCCGAAUGCUUGACCGGGGCGCUGACAUCAACUACGCCAAUGUAGACGGUCUCACCGCCCUCCACCAGGCAUGCAUAGAUGACAAUGUCGACAUGGUGACUUUCCUGGUGGAGCAUGGAGCCUGCAUCAACCAGCCUGAUAACGAGGGCUGGAUCCCACUCCACGCUGCAGCUUCCUGUGGAUACCUAGACAUAGCAGAGUAUCUCAUCAGCCAGGGUGCCAGUGUAGGAGUUGUAAACAGUGAGGGCGAGACGCCUCUGGACAUUGCCGAAGAGGAGGCAAUGGAGGAGCUCCUGCAGAAUGAGAUCAACCGGCAAGGGGUUGAUAUCGAGGCAGCCCGGAAAGAGGAGGAGCGCAUCAUGCUGAGGGAUGCCCGGCAGUGGCUCAACAGCGGCCAGAUCCAAGACGUGCGGCAUACGAAAUCUGGAGGAACGGCGCUCCAUGUAGCCGCCGCGAAGGGAUACGUCGAGGUUUUAAAGCUUUUAAUCCAAGCAGGGUAUGAUGUAAAUAUUAAGGACUAUGAUGGCUGGACUCCUCUACAUGCAGCAGCACACUGGGGCAAAGAGGAGGCCUGUAGGAUACUGGUUGAGAAUCUAUGUGACAUGGACAUCAUGAAUAAAAUGGGUCAGACUGCUUUUGAUGUAGCAGAUGAAGAUGUUCUGGGAUACUUAGAAGAACUACAGAAGAAACAAAAUCUGCUGAGAAGUGAGAAGAAAGAUGUUAAGAAAUCUCCUCUGAUUGAAACAACCACCACUGGGGACAACAAUCAAUCACUGAAGCCAAUCAAGAGCAAAGAAACGCUGCUUCUGGAGCCCGAGAAGAGCGCUCCUCGCAUCGAGACCUUAGAGCCAGAGAAAGUGGACGAAGAAGAGGAGGGUAAGAAGGAUGAAUCAAGCUGCUCUAGUGAAGAAGAGGAGGAAGAAGAUUCAGAAUCAGAGACUGAAGCAGAAAAGAGCAAGCCCUCAGCAGCAGUGAGCAACAGCACAACACCAACCAGCGUCACGGUGUCUUCUCCAACUAGCCCAACUAACCAGGUGACGACCCCCACUUCACCAGUUAAAAAGGUCACUCAGCCUGCUGGAAAGGUCUCAACUAAAGUGGAGGAGGAGAGGAAGGAUGAGUCUCCAGCGUCCUGGCGUUUGGGUUUGAGGAAGACGGGCAGCUAUGGAGCGCUGGCCGAGAUCACUGCCACCAAGGAGGCACAGAGGGAGAAGGAUACCACUGGGGUUAUGCGUUCGGCCUCGAGCCCUCGCCUUUCCACAUCUCUGGACAACAAAGACAAGGAGAAGGAAAAGGAUAAAGGAACCCGGCUUGCCUAUGUGGCUCCAACCAUUCCCAGGAGACUGGCCAGUACUUCGGACAUUGACGAGAAGGAAAACAGGGACUCCACUGCUCUGAUACGUAGCGGCUCCUACACCCGGCGACGCUGGGAUGACGACCUGAAGAACAGUGAAGGAAGUGCCUCCAACAUCCGAACCCCCAGCUACCAGCGCAGCACUUCCCAUACGCUAGCGCUAGGGCGGAGCGGCAGCACGCGGGACGUGCCAGCCAAGUCUUCGUCAACCUCCAACUUGGACCCUAACACCUGUAAUACUAAACCUUGGCAGCCACCCACCUCCCACUACCCGUCUUACAGCAUUUACCGCAGCGGCUCAUUCGGCAGACGACACGAGGACUUGGGCUCCUCGACCACUUCCUCCGCCACGACCACCUCCACCUCCUCAUCUGUUACCUCGCCCACGGGCCAUCGUGGCCUGUACUCAAGCCUGGGCUCCUCCUCCACUCGCACUGGCUCCACCAGUCUCACCAGCAGGUACUGGUCAGAGGAGAGUGCAGAGAAGGAGAAGGAGUCGGCUGCUGUCGUCCCCACUAUAAACACUGGCUCUACUACGACCACCACGUCUACCACUACCACCACUACCACUGGCACUGGCACCGAAAGACGCAGGUCGUACUUGACUCCAAAGCGAGAUGAGGAGUCGGAGUCUCAGAGGAAAGCUCGCUCCAGACAGGCUCGACAGUCAAGGAGGUCCACCCAGGGUGUGACUCUGACUGAUUUACAAGAGGCUGAGAAAACAAUCGGCAGGAGUCGUACCACAAAGACUCGGGAGGAGGAGAAGGAGGAGAAAGAGAAGCAGGACAAGGAAAAGCAAGAGGAGAAGAAGGAGACUGAGACGAAGGACGAUGAUUACCGAUACAAGUACCGCACCUACGAUGAGCGGUCAAGGCCUUCAUCUUCUUCCACCUCCACCAUUUCCUCAGUCAGCACUGCCUCCACCCCUUCCUACUCUAGCACCACGUCCUCCAGUUCUAGCUCCCUCAACAGGCCUAACAGUCUGACGGGGAUAACCUCCUCCUAUAGCCGUUCCUCCAGAGAUACAGAAAAGGCAGAAGCAGACAAGAAGGAGGAGGAAAAGGAGGGAGAGGACAAGUCUCAGCCCCGCUCCAUACGGGAUCGCAGGCGGCCCCGCGAAAAGAGACGUUCCACUGGGGUGUCCUUCUGGAGUCAGGAUGGUGAUGAAAAUGACCCCGAUCAACAGUCGGACUCGGAGGAGGGCAACGCCAAGGGAGAGCCACAGAGUGACCGAUUGUUCAGGAAUGAGAGCACUUCAUCCUUAGAUCGUAAUGACACUCUUUUUACUCGUAGCUACGGUGAAAGUCGAAGGCCGUAUUCUAGCCGACUGGAUAAAGAUGACGCCACUGACUACAAGAAGCUCUACGAGCAAACAUUAGCUGACAACGAGAAGUUGAAGGCUCAGUUACGUGACACAGACCUGGAGCUGGCAGACUUGAAGUUACAACUAGAGAAGGCCACACAGAGGCAGGAACGCUACGCUGACCGAUCACAGCUUGAGAUGGAGAAAAGGGAAAGAAGAGCUCUAGAAAGGAAGAUUUCUGAGAUGGAGGAGGAACUUAAGAACCUCCCCCAGAUGCUCCCAGACUUGAAAGCAGACAACCAGAGACUAAAGGACGAGAACGGAGCGCUCAUUCGAGUCAUUAGCAAGCUUUCCAAGUAGAACAGACCCCACCCGCCCCAUCUUCUGCACCCUCCCUAGUCCCCCAUGGCAGUGACUAAUGGAAUUGCACAUUUAGAUAUUAAUUGCAACAGACAUCGGAGGCAAGACUCCCGUUUUCUUUCUUUUCUUUUUUUUUUUUUU